Messenger RNA from Ochlerotatus camptorhynchus, 631 nucleotides. RefSeq names its product NADH:ubiquinone oxidoreductase subunit 18 (gene ND-18). NCBI's taxonomy places the organism in Eukaryota, Metazoa, Arthropoda, Insecta, Diptera, Culicidae. Bases 71 to 628 code for a protein of 185 amino acids. Gene Ontology annotation, biological process: electron transport chain. The record is from RefSeq and is a predicted model, not a curated record. The transcript has 4 exons.
GAGUUUUCCAUCGGAUUCGGCAAGAGCGAUAAAUUAAUCGGAUCUAUCCCGACGGUUUUCUAUCAGUAAAAUGAGUCUAAUCCUCAGAUCCUUGUCCCGUGCGGCUGCCGCUCAGUGGACGAAGGCAUCGUUUUCCACCUCGUCGGUCGUGCUGAAGGACCCCCGGCAGCAGAAGGAAGCCCCCAUGGUCGAUGCCAAUCUGGUCAUCGCCGACGACGUUGAGCGUCUCGAACGGGAAAAGCAAGCCAUCACCAUUGCCGUGCCCACGAAGGUCGACUUGAGCCCGAUUUCCGGCAUCCCGGAGGAGCAUAUUAAGGAACGACGCGUGCGAAUCUUCAUGCCAGCAAAGAAUGCCAUGCAAAGCGGAACCAACAACCAGCACCACUGGAACAUUGAGUUCGAUAACCGUGAGCGCUGGGAUAAUCCCCUGAUGGGAUGGUCAUCGAGCGGUGAUCCCCUGUCGAAUAUGAUCGUGGAGUUUGGCUCGGCCGAGGAGGCCAUCAAUCACUGCGAACGGAACGGAUGGAGAUGGUUCGUGGAUAAUCCACAGGUUAACAAGAAGCAACGCGUCAAGAACUACGGAAUUAAUUUCUCGUGGAACAAGCGCACCCGUACGUCCACCAAGUAAGUU